This is a messenger RNA of Gracilinanus agilis (Agile Gracile Mouse Opossum), 948 nucleotides long. RefSeq names its product olfactory receptor 8K3-like. The record is from RefSeq and is a predicted model, not a curated record. Gene Ontology annotation, biological process: G protein-coupled receptor signaling pathway; sensory perception of smell. The coding region runs from base 1 to 948 and encodes 315 amino acids. The transcript has a single exon. Lineage: Eukaryota; Metazoa; Chordata; Mammalia; Didelphimorphia; Didelphidae. Gene Ontology annotation, cellular component: membrane. Gene Ontology annotation, molecular function: olfactory receptor activity; odorant binding; G protein-coupled receptor activity.
AUGGAAGAGAUGAUCAAGGUCAAUGACACCAAAGGAAAUCAGGUGACUGAAUUUGUCCUCAUGGGCAUCACAAAACAUGUUGAGCUUCAGGGCAUGCUCUUUGCCUUGUUUUUCCUCAACUACUUGGCCAUAGCUCUGUGGAAUCUGGGCCUGAUCACCCUAACCAGUAUUGAUUCCCACCUCCAAACACCCAUGUAUUUUUUUAUUAGGCAUCUGGCAUAUGUUGAUCUUGGCUAUUCUACUGUUGUUGGUCCAAAACUGCUAGUCAGUUUUAUAGUGGAAAAAAAUAGCAUCUCCUAUAAUGGGUGUGCAGUACAGCUAGUUUUCUUUGGGAUAUUUAUUACUAGUGAAGUCUUCAUCUUGUCAGCCAUGGCCUAUGAUCGCUAUGUAGCUAUUUGUAAACCCCUCCUCUAUAUAGUCAUCAUGUCAGAUAGGGUGUGCUACACCUUAGUGGCUGUCCCCUAUAUCUAUAGCAUCAUUAUAUCCUUACUGGUCACAAUUAAGAUUUUUCAUUUGUCUUUCUGUUAUACUAAUGUAAUACCUCAUUUCUAUUGUGAAAGUCUUCCUUUAUUGUCCAUUGUAUGCUCAGACACAAGUGAGAUUGAACUAAUCAUUAUGUCUUUUUCUGCAUUUAAUUUGUUUUACUCUCUCUUGAUUAUCUUUGUCUCCUACCUGCUCAUUCUUAUGGCCAUACUUAAGAUGCACUCUACUGGGGGUAGGCACAAAGCCUUCUCUACCUGUGGCUCCCAUCUCACAAUAGUUGUUUUGUUCUAUGCAACACUUCUUUUCAUGUACUUACAGCCUCAAGCAAAUCACUUCUUUGAUACGGACAAGAUGGCCUCUGUGUUUUACACUUUGGUCAUCCCCAUGCUUAAUCCACUGAUCUAUAGCUUGAGGAACAAUGAAGUAAAAGGUGCAUUGAAAAGAGUCUUUAACAAAUUGAUAUAA